This is a messenger RNA of Thecamonas trahens ATCC 50062, 2631 nucleotides long. RefSeq lists its product as uncharacterized. Bases 1 to 2616 code for a protein of 871 amino acids. Lineage: Eukaryota; Apusomonadida; Apusomonadidae. The transcript is spliced from 4 exons. Gene Ontology annotation, biological process: protein phosphorylation. Gene Ontology annotation, molecular function: ATP binding; protein kinase activity. The record is from RefSeq and is a predicted model, not a curated record.
AUGCUUGGCGCCAUCAUUUCCGCGCUCAGCCAAAUGCACGCAGGCUCGGUCCCGCUACGGGUGGUGCUCGGCGAGGCGCAUGACGCCGACACCUUUGUCGAGCAACUCGUCGUCGUCAUCUCGCUCGACGACGCAGCCAGCCAGCGGAUCCCACGAUCACUCGAAGCCUGCAUGAGUGAGGGCAUAGCCGAGGCCAAGGUGCGCAUAGCUGAGGCCAAGGUCGGAGUGGCCGAGGCCAAGGUCGACGAGGCCGAGGCCAAGGUUGACGAGGCCGAAACCAGGGUUGACAAGGCCGAGGCUAUGGUCGGUGUGGCCGAGGCCGAGAUCCGGGUGGCCAAGGCCAAGGUCGGGGUGGCCGAGGCUAGGCACGAGGCAGUGAUUGGCGCACGGCAUGCUGGAGUCGCAACGGAUGCCGACGUGGCCGAGGCCAAGGUCGGGGUGGCCGAGGCCAAGGUCGGGGUGGCCGAGGCUAGGCACGAGGCAGUGAUUGGCGCACGGCAUGCUGGAGUCGCAACGGAUGCCGACGUGGCCGAGGCCAAGGUUGACGUGGCCGAGGCCAAGAUCGGGGUGGCCGAGGCCAAGGUUGUCGUGCUCGAGGCCAAACUGCGCGAAGCGACUGCGUGUGACGCCAGCGAGGCCGAGAUCGAAUCAAUCACGACACGACUCAAACUCGCCUCGCAAGAACUGACCCAUGCCUCGCCGGCUAACGAGAAGCUCCACCCGCAGAUCGGCAUUAUUCAGCCGCACGGGGCAGCCUCCAAGUCUAGGGCAAAGGGCUUUGCGUCACACCUAUCGCCGGUCUCGGAUCCGGCAGCACUCUACCCUCUGCUGGUGACCGGGCACCUGAAGAUGGUUGGAUGGCCGGAGCAGGAGAGCCAGUCACCUUCGGCAAGCAGUGGAGCUUUGUCCGUGGCCGAUCUUGCCAGUGGGCCGGAAGACCUCGGCAGUGGCGCUGCUGCCUCUCCGCCCACUUGCCAGUUUGUCGAGCUCGACCACAACGUCGCCCUGGGAAUGUUUAGCCGCGUUGGUAACCUGCAGGCUGCUACGCAAAAGGCUGUGCGUGACAUCACCCAAUCUCUCUGGCCUCUGACCUUCCAUCUCGAACGCACUUUCCUCUCGGAGCUCACGUCGUCGCUUUACGUCUUUCUUCGCGACGAGAUCUCGACUCCUUUCCGACAUCGAGCAGAUCUCGACAAGGUCAUUGCCAGCGCGACAUCAGUCGAGCGCGCAACAACGCGUUUGGCCGCUAUCACGUCGGAGCUGGCCCAGUCCGGAUCGUCGUCGUCACGUCCAGACUCAAACCGUCGGGCAACCGAGCUGCUUGCCGCGAUGAUCGAGGCGGAGGAAGAACUGACCAACCCGCAACUGGAGCAGAUUCCGGUUCGGGUGACGAAUGCGCGCGAGAGCCGCGAAGACUCGCAUGAUCCCAGUUCCUCGGACGCACGCAGUGCUGAUGCUGUUGUGUUCAACCGAAGCCCACUGCGGACGUGGAUGUGGGUCGAACACCCGGUACUCCGCAACGCGCAGCCGGACGUACUCUGGGGCCUCCACUCCCAGCAGGUCAAGCUCGGCUUUGGCAUCUUUGAGCCCGGCAGUUCCUCCAAGGGGGGACAAGUCGAGGCGUACGCUUCUGCGUUGGGGCUGGCUGCUGCUGGCUACCCUGCUGUGAUUUCGAUCCUCUCACUCUCGGGGUCGUUUCCCACGCCGGAAAACUCCGGCGCCAACAUCUCGCUGCAACUUGCAGCUCACCUUGUCGGCGAAAACCAGGUGCAGCAUGUAGCUGUGGGCCUCCUCAAGACCGACUCGCUCACAUCGUACGUGGACAUUGUGGCCGGCUUUGCAGUUUCGAUGUCCGAGGUCACCCAGAUCAUGGUCAAGCGCCUGGCGGACCCAAGCCUUGCGCCGCAGCAGUUUGGGCCCAACGUGGCGGUUGUCGCCGGAUUUGUCUUCAAGUGGUUCCGCCCCUCCUCCUGCCGCUGGCCGAACCUGGAUGCGUGGACGAUUGCGUCGCCCGAGCUGCGGAUGUGCUUGAUGGUGGUCGACAAAGCGUUCACCGUUCUCCACGGACCCCACAACGAGACGGUCGAGGCGCUACCUGGUCAUGUUGCUGUCGUUGUCACCAAGGCUGUGACCGAUGUUGAGGUUGACGACACGGGCGUGACUACGGCCCACUUUGACGACGUGGCGGCCCGGCUGAAGAAGCUCCAUGCCGCGGGCAUUGUCCAUGGCGACGUCCGCCGUAGCAACAUUGUCUUUGGCAACAACGGCAAAGGUUACCUCAUUGACUUUGACCUUGCGCGGCCGGUCGGAACCGUGUACCCGGCACGUCUCCGUGUGGUGCGCGACGGGUCACGCGCGCCUGGUUGUGUCAACUCAACAGCCAUCAUGGCGGUUGCGCACGACGUAUUUGCGUUGGGUGGCGUGAUGGAGCUGUACCAAGCCGUCGACAAUGGCAGACAGAGCGAGUGGAUCGCUCUCGUCGAAUCGUUGAAAGCGGAGGAGUACGGUGCCGCGGUCGGCAAGCUGCCGAGCGAGUGGCCAAGCCCGCCGUUCCUGCUGCAGCGCACCAGGUCCGCCCGCAGCAAGUCGUGGUCACGCGGAACUGGGUCGCCGUAAACAACUACCAUGGCC